UUCUCACAUCAUGUUAGAUGAAAUUAGCUGUAUCUGGUUGCAGUGGUAAUGACGGUUAAAGAGCAAACAUUUUAGCGAAAGCUUAAAAGCGAAAAUGAUGAACUGGUAUAUGAUCUACAUAACUGUAGGGUUAUUUGGCCCUACUAUAUUUCAAGAGACUCUAAUCUCAGAAUUUUUUGGAGACAUAACUCCAUCUACAAGCAAAAUUGUUUUGAAUGGAACAUUGGAAUUGAACUGCACCAUUAAUGCUGGAAUGAAUAUUUCAUCAUUGUAUUGGGAAACACCUGAAGGAAAAGCCCCACUCAAAAAUACGCUCAUUAUAGGCAACAAUACACUUCAGUUGAGAAAAUAUGUCACCAACGUAUCGGAAGAGGGCACUUACCUUUGUAGAAGUACUAGUGAAAAGCAAAUGUCAAGGACUCCACGCACAAACGUUGUUGUAGAGUAUGAAGCUAUACGUAACGUAACUAACUUUACCUGCAUGGUAGAUAAAGACAAAGACGAACUGCAGUGCAGGUGGAAAUUAGGGACAUACAAUCAUGAAGAAUAUUUGAGUAUCAUGGCCUCUGUGUCCUUUGAUUACGGUGUCCAUUUCAUAGACUGCCCUGAAAAAUUGCCACAAGAGAGCUGCACUUGGAGUCAAGGUGACGGGGACAUAUAUGCCAUUACAAUAUUUAUCAAUUUGACAAUCACUAACACGGAAUUCAAGUUCACAAAGUCAUUUUUCUAUGACUUCCGUAAUCAAAAAAUACUGCGACUUAGCCCACCAACAGACGUUACCUCUAGAGUAACGUCUUCCUGCACCUGUGUCAAUCUUACCUGGAGCACCGGAGAAAGAUUCAUAGUUACUGAAACAAAGAUUUAUCUCAACUCUAAGUGGAAUGCCACUCCAGGGGUAAAUGAGAUAGACAGGUUCAAAACAGCAAUGAUUUGUGGCCUUAUUCCUGAUUCUGCCUAUGAGUUAGAUCUACAACAAAAACCGACUGGGGGUAUCUACUUUAGUGAUCUGACAACGGCUAAAUUCAAUACUUGUAUGACAGCUCCCACGAAUGGACCUGGGCUUUCAUCCAGUGGUUAUUUGUCUGCAAAGUGUGACAGUCCCUUGAAAUAUCGCUCAGUAAUGAUAUAUUGGAAGAAAAUUCCAGAAAUGUAUCAGAAUGGCGCAAUACGCAAUUAUAUCGUUAGCUCUGACGGAUUGAAGAACCAUACGUUUGGAGCGAGAAAUCUCUCCGGAAGCGUGCUGGUGCCAUGUAAAGGUCGUCAUAAUAUUAGUGUUACAGGUUGUAAUUCUGCUGGUUGUUCGCCGCAUUCAUCUAUCAUUGUAAGGGAUAAUAAGGAACUAAACCCUCCAGACAAGUUGAUAGUGGAGCAAGCUGGUGGUGAUAAAAUGAGUUUGACUUGGUUUGGAUCUUCGUUUGCAUCUCAGAGUGUUUCAAAAAUACAUGUUAUUUGGUGCAAAGGGGAGGCUGCUGUUCAAAAAUGCCGGGGUGAAAUAAACGUACUACCAAAAGACACCAGUCUUACCGGAAAUCACGUGCUGGUUUCCAAAAAAGACAUAAAUGAUUCGUUUGGUGAAAUCAUUUUUGGUGUUGCCCUGUUGAAUGGAGAAAAUUUAAGUAGUGGUAUUCGAUGGCAGGAAACAUGCAGAUACACUAAAGACACGGUGAUGCCGAAGCCAUCAGAUAUUAGACUACUUCCGCUUCCUCCAGAUGACAGUCUUGCUGUGUCAUGGUCUCGUGUCAAAUGCGAUAGGACAAGCGCAAAAAAUGCUUACGUUAAGUCAUACAGAAUACAAUAUUGUCGGUUGAACAACCAUGAUCAUUGUAAAGGGAACAAAGCUGAGGUCAGUCUAUCUGCCGACGGCAUGACACGGUACACAAUCCAUGAUCUUGAGGAUGAAAAGAAAUACGGCAUAUGGGUUGCUGCAGUAUCUUUAAGAAAGAAUAUUUCAUAUAGUGAUAUGAUCAUUGGAAUUCCAAAGAAUAAUGAUUUGACAGUUCGUGAUAUUUCUUUUAUUGCUGCUGGGAGUGGAUUUCUUUUCAUUCUUGCAAUAUUUGGUCUUGUAUGCAUUAUCAGGCAAGCAAUCAGAAAGCUAGGUUUCCAAGAAGAAUUUCCUAUCCAAACUAUUCAAAUUGAAGAUUGCAAGCAAAUUAAUCAAGAAAACAGUCGUUAUAUUGAGCCGAGUGAAGCAGAGGAAUACAUCUCCUUUAUACAAGCAGAGAAAUCCGAUCGUGAUGUGAAGGACACGCCUUUUUCCAGACAACUCAGCGAAGAUAGCGGGCACAGCAGCAUUUCAUCAACAUUACGUGAUUCAAAUUUUCCACUUGAUGAUUUGUUAAUGAAAGAUCAAAAACUUCUGUUAUGUGUAGAUCACAAGCAAGUAGUCUGCCAAUCAGAGAAAGUAUUAGAUUCAGGGGACGAGUUAAGAUCUUCAAGCAGUGAUACAUUGGGGUACAUUCCUCCGGUCAAAGAAAUCAUGGAAUACGACAAAUUUUUUGAUGAACAUGAGGAACGGAUGGAAAAAUACAACUACAGACAUGGUUAUAUGAGAAACCAAGAAGAGGAAUUAAAAUGCCCUAAAAAUCUUGAUUAUGUGACUAAUAGCACAACGGAUGUAAAGGACGAACAUUUUUCAGUUAUAAGUCUUACAGGAAACAGGGAUACCGAGAUUCACAGUUAAUUUUAUGGAGGAUGGGUAUAUGUUGAACACAGAUCCAACAUAAAAUGACAAUCUCAGACUGAUUAUACAAAAAGAGGUUUUCCUCGAAUGACCAUAUAAAAUGUUCCCAAGAAAAAUACAGAUGUAUUUUUCUUACUUUAGACGAUUCAACCCGAAAAUACACACAGAGAUUAAAAAAGAUGAGAAAAAUGUUGGAUUUUAUAU
Saccostrea echinata is the source of this 2884-nucleotide messenger RNA. RefSeq names its product interleukin-6 receptor subunit beta-like. The transcript is spliced from 18 exons. The coding region runs from base 95 to 2680 and encodes 861 amino acids. Gene Ontology annotation, molecular function: protein binding. The record is from RefSeq and is a predicted model, not a curated record. Lineage: Eukaryota; Metazoa; Mollusca; Bivalvia; Ostreida; Ostreidae.